Cuscuta europaea is the source of this 634-nucleotide messenger RNA. Lineage: Eukaryota; Viridiplantae; Streptophyta; Magnoliopsida; Solanales; Convolvulaceae. The record is from the annotation of a GenBank genome assembly.
GUAAAGCAUGCACCCAACACAAAGGUGUGGAGUUCGGCUAAAUGUAGGGCCCAAGUGAAUGGAGGCAUUGUACUGCCUUUGUCAGUUGUAGCAUUCAUGAUUACUUUAGCUCAAGUAUAUGUUACGAGCUAUGGACUUCUCGUCGCCGGUUACGGCAUUAGAAUUGAUAGUGUGCACAAACUCAUGAAGGCUUAUGCAAGAGUUUAUUUGUUCGCAUCAUGGAUCCUAGUUGGUGCUGGAAUUCUGUAUACUUCGUUUGGUUUAAAGGUUGACUAUUCUAAUGGAUUGUGUUCAAUCACUCACCCCGCGAUCUAUUCAUCGGAGGACUUAUUUGGCUGGUGCUAAGUCUCAUUACCACAAUGGCUUUUAUCACCACUCUUCCAAAAGUACAAACAUUUUUUUAUGCUGAUGACACAAUGAUAAUUCAUUAAAUUCGUACAACUUAUAAAUUGCCAAGUACUACUAUUAAUAUUACUCUUCCGUCCUAGAAAUUUUGUCAUCUUUGCUUUUUGGGAUGUCCCAAAAAACUUUGUCAUUUUUACUUUUAAUCAAUUAUUUUGUGAUUUCUGUUAUUUCAUUCUCCUCUGAACAAACCUCAAUCACCAAAUUUUUACUUUAUUAUUAUUCGUGCCGG